Salvelinus fontinalis (brook trout) is the source of this 1404-nucleotide messenger RNA. Its product is annotated as transmembrane protein 50A. NCBI's taxonomy places the organism in Eukaryota, Metazoa, Chordata, Actinopteri, Salmoniformes, Salmonidae. The coding region runs from base 45 to 593 and encodes 182 amino acids. The record is from RefSeq and is a predicted model, not a curated record. Gene Ontology annotation, biological process: protein targeting to vacuole; late endosome to vacuole transport via multivesicular body sorting pathway. The transcript has 7 exons.
ACCUCUAACAUCAAAGAGGCGUGGAAAGUGAACUGAGCAGGCGUAUGAUUGAGCUCACUCGGAAGCAAAGUAAUAAACGGCGUCUGGGUGGGUCCAUAACGAACAUAACAAAAGAAAAGCUCAGAACCAUGUCAGGGUUUUUGGACAGCAUCCAGUGCGGAGAAUGCGAGUGCAAUGUGGACUGGGGAGAGAGGCGAAACACCAUGGCAUCUAUAGCUGCUGGAGUCCUGUAUUUCACUGGUUGGUGGAUAAUCAUUGAUGCAGCUGUGAACUAUCCAGAUGAGGUGACUUUCCAUCACGCCUAUCACGCCUGUGGUGUCAUCGCUACUGUGGCCUUUCUCAUGAUUAAUGCUGUUUCGAAUGGCCAAGUGAGAGGGGACAGCUACAGUGAAGGUUGCAUUGGACAGACAGGAGCGCGUGUGUGGCUCUUCAUUGGCUUCAUGCUGGCGUUUGGAUCUCUUAUUGCUUCCAUGUGGAUCCUGUUUGGAGGCUUCGUAGUGCCCAAGAAACCUGUUGUGUAUCCUGGUAUUGCGGUUUUCUUUCAAAAUGCAUUCAUUUUCUUUGGUCUUUUCUUGCAGGGGCUUGGUGUUUAAAUUUGGACGCACCGAAGACUUGUGGCAAUAAUGAUUUCUCUCCAUGUCAUAUGAUCUGUUCUCUUUUUCUGAGACAGUUUACACUUUGUUCAAUCAAAACACCUACUUUCCGUUUUUCAAGCGAUACAAAAUAUUAAUUUUGUAUGAUAACUUUUUUUUUUUGCUUUUAGAUUAACAUGUGUUUAAUUUAUUAGUAAAUUGGUUGUUGUACAAAUGCACCUUCUACAAUAUAAAAAGCACAAUUUGCAAUUUAUCAUCUCUUAAUGCAAUGUUAUUUUCUUUUCACUCAAAGUAUGGAGCUAUUCUGUUACAAUUUGCCAUCUUACAUUAUUUAUAAUGGAAACCUUCAAAAACAGAUUAUUUACAAUACCCAUUUGUGCACUCUAAUGAUAUAUUUUGCUCCAUUUGAUGAGGAAAUUUUCAUUACUAAGGUACAAACAUCUGAGGAGGAAAAGACAGGACAUAUGUAUAUAUCUCUCAGAGUGUUAAUGUUGGAAGUAGACUUACUUACUGUACAUUUACUGAAAAUAAUUUAACCUUGAAUGUGGGCAAACAAAAGUUUUACAAUAACUUGUCAAGAUGUGGAGUCUCUAAUUGGGUAGUUAUACUGAACCAUCAUUUGAAGGUUCUUAAAUCAAGCAAGUUUUAGUGUGGUUUGAUUCUUCAAGGUUUCAAUGCGUCUCUAUUCUUUGACUAUGUAUUUGACUGUAAUGCUUAUACAUUUACAGUACUUGUAUAAUAACCUAACCAUGAGGUCACUUUUCUGAUCCUGAGAAACCAUGGCAGCAUUAAACACAAAAUGUACAACACA